Molecule: messenger RNA, 2976 nt
Organism: Toxotes jaculatrix (banded archerfish)
Lineage: Eukaryota; Metazoa; Chordata; Actinopteri; Toxotidae
Exons: 10
Coding region: 142-2064 (640 amino acids)
Molecular function (GO): protein binding
Source: RefSeq, a predicted model, not a curated record
CGCAACAUUUCCCGAAACAGCUUUCCAGAUCAGGAAGUCUGAGAGACCAGUACUGAAGUGUUAUCUCGCAGCAAACUAUGUUAACAUUGCCUUAAAACUCGGGCGUAUCAAAGGGAACUAGCGGAAUAAAUCGUUUCAGUAAUGGAGAUAAACAGGCUUGUUCGCAGUAGGACGUGUAUCAUCCUGCUGAUUUUGGGGAAUACUGCGACUCUUAUUGCUGUCGCUGGUGUUAGUGAUGAAACAAGCUCCAGUCUUGACUGUACCAACGACUUUGAUAAACAGAUGUUUUGCCAGUUUCAAGCACAAAACUGCCCUGAAUACAAUUUGACCCUUCUGAGCAACGACGGAUAUGGGAUGAAGCAUUGUACUCCCAGUCAGUGUGAUAGUGGACAGUGUUGCUGCUCUGUCCAAAUGAUACUUGUUCCAGGGGAGUCUUCUACAGCAGUGGUUUGGAAAGAAGGCCAAAGAAUGGAGUCCAAGAUUGUCAACAUCAGUGAAAGCAUAAAACCCAAAACCCCAACAAUCAUCUCAGUGGAAGAUGUCAACGGUAGUUUUCGAGUCUCGUGGAAGACAAACACAAUGGGUUUCUUUGGUAAUGACUUGGAAGCUAAUGUGACGUACCAUAAAAAAGGAGACACAGAAAUGGUCUCUGAAUUUGUCAAACCAGCUACCAUUAAUGGACUGAAAUUCCAUGAAAUUUCUCGUCACAAUCUGGAGCCAAGCACAACAUAUGUGGUCAGUGUGAAGAGCUACACUGAUUGGAGUGGCAAGUUCAGUGACAGUAGCAACGAGUGGGAAUUCACAACUCGUGCCUCGAAUUAUCCCCUGCUCUUGGCUAUCAUCAUCAGCCUCAGUGCUGCUGCAGUCCUAUUUACCAGUGCUAUAUCUUACUGUUGUAUCAAGUUGAAGACAAAGUGUUGGGACAAAGUUGUCAAAAUUCCAAGUCCAAAACUUCUUAAUAUGCUUCCAAAGAAACAAGAGGCCUUGAAGCCUGAGAAACUCCUCAUCUGCAAAGUCAGUAUUGAGUACCUUAUUCGAGAUGACGUCAAAGGAUCGUCGACGGAGUCCAUGGCAGACAGUGAAAUUAGUAAGAGCCCUGAACAAAGCAGUGGAAUAAGCACCGGCUCCUCUUGUCUCAGUUAUGCUAACACAGAGCCACAUGACAUUAUAGCCACUGUUCAGGAUGCCCUGGGUAAAGCCUUCCCCGGUAUCAGCCCGAUAUCUCCUAUGACCACCAGUCUGCUUACUGAAUCAAGCAAAGACAGUGGUUUAUUCUCCGCUCCCUUCAAUCCUUUUAGUGUCAGAGCCAAUGACACGAGUUCUGGAUCAUCAGACUUUGACAAUAAAACCUAUUCCAUCCACAUUCUCCGCCACCCAGAUCAGAACCUGAUGGACAGCUCUGAAGUCCAGACCCAGCCUGACAUGGUUUGUGACUCUGCAUACCAUCCUAGUGAGGGUGACAUAGUGACCUGUCUUGACCAGCUGGUACCAACUUGUCCCGUUCUUGAUUUGCCACCAGUGGCAUCAUCUCUCAUGCCAACAGAUAUGUCGUAUCAGCAGUGCAAUGCAGAUUCUGGGAGAUUCUCAUACGUCGAAGACUCCAGUUUGUCCUCCACCUCCAAUGACUCCAACAUGGUUGUGUCAUGCGAUCCUGUGUACAGAGCUGAGUCUGGGUGUGAGAGUUCCGAUGAUUGCGCCUGUGGCACGACGAAGCCAAAUGGAAAAAGUGAAGAGGCCAUCGUAUGUGAUGAAAAUCCCUGCUAUGGCCGCUUGCCUGCUUUUUCACAUGGCUUUCCUCAAGUGGAUGACGACUACCAGGCAUUUCAAAAUGUAGUGGGGCAGCCCGAUGUUUUGUUUUCUGAGCAGAGAAGCGGGGAGAGAGAGGAACAUCUGGACAAGUAUCCAGAGAAGUCAUUCACCAACAUCCCUCCAGUGAUUCCAGACAUCAUUAACAGUGUCCAGGGUGGCCAGUGUCUCCCUGAGCUCCAAACACCUCUCCUGUCUUUGAUCUGUGCUGACCAGCCUAUGGCAGUAAUCACAGACAGUGGCUAUCAAAGUGUGUAGGGCUGAGUCUUUAUGCAUUCAUGUUUUUCCAUUAUUAUUUUCCGCAUCUUUAGAUAGUAAGCACUGUUGACAUCUGCUGUUUAUGAUCAAGUGAUAUGACUGAAAGCUCCAGAAUAGUCAGUAAAUGGACCUUGAGUAAAUGUUUUCUCAGCAGUGAUGUGACUUUUUUAAAGGAUGUAGAUAUUUAUUUUAUUUUUUUAUUUAUUUAUUUUUUUUGCUUUGCUUCAAAGAAAGCACACUUUUGCAACUUAAGUCAUUUGUGAAUACUUUGGAACUGUGCACAGUUUUUAGAUUGUAUGUUUAGUUUUGAUGUAAAAACAUCCUUAAAGUUUGUACACAACAAAAAAACCUUCCUGUACAAUUUCUGUCAGUAAUGAAAGGCAGUUGUUUUGAGUAUGCUUGCUACAAAUGCUGUCAACUCAUGUAUCUGUAACCCACAUGGUAACUAAUGUCCUCUGUUUUUCAAAUUUAAAUGUACAUAGCUCACGAUGAAUGCACAUGUGAAAUGCUGUUGAACCACACUUUCUGAAGUUUGUUUGGAAUGUAUCAAGCCCAUGUAAGACUUCUGUGAUGUUUAAGUUAACUGAAGAGCCAUUUUUGGUAGAAUAUUUGAAUCUUUUUAUUUGAGCACCAACAGUUGUGUCACAACAAGCCAGAGCAGUCAGCUGAUACGCUGAAAUUACUUCCUCAUAGCUCUUCUCUGGAACUGCUACAGCACUUCAAUAGAAGCACUCUCUACUGUCACACAGUAGACAAUUAUCAUCAUCACAGCUAAUACGUGUGACUUAAAACAAACCUAUUUCACUGUAUUAUAGAAUGAAACAGUGUGAGUGUGAGCCAGUAUUAAAUGUUACUAUUAAGGCUUCCAAUAAAAGUUCCUCACAUUGUCCUGAGCUGUUUUUGUUUUUGCCA